UGAUAAGUGGUCUCCGCCAUUCUCGGAUCGCCUUUUCCAUCUUUCUUAUCCCGUGAGUUUAUUUCAUUGUAAUUUCUCUACAAUUUAAGUUCGCUUGAGUAAUUAUUUGUUUCUGUAUGUGGUAUUAGUGGUGCAUUGUUGUAUUUAAUAUCGGUCUUAGAAGAACAAAACAUUCAAAAUGGCGGCAAAGGGCGGUUUGAUGUCAAUCGCCAAUGAGGAGAAUGAAGAGAGGUUCGGAUAUGUGUUUGCUGUGUCUGGUCCCGUGGUGACAGCGGAGAAGAUGUCCGGCUCUGCCAUGUACGAGCUGGUGCGUGUCGGCUACCAUGAGCUGGUGGGGGAGAUCAUCCGACUUGAGGGAGACAUGGCCACCAUUCAGGUGUACGAGGAGACCUCAGGAGUCACAGUGGGCGACCCAGUACUCCGCACGGGCAAGCCGCUGUCGGUGGAACUGGGGCCCGGCAUCCUGGGCAGCAUCUUCGACGGCAUCCAGCGGCCGCUGAAGGACAUCAAUGAGCUGACACAGUCCAUCUACAUCCCCAAGGGUGUCAACGUGCCGUGUCUGGCGCGGGAGAUCGACUGGGAGUUCAACCCUCUCAAUGUGAAGGUGGGAUCCCACAUCACCGGCGGAGACCUGUACGGCAUCGUGCACGAGAACACACUGGUGAAGCACAAGAUGUUGAUGCCUCCCCGCGCCAAGGGAACCGUCACCUACAUCGCGCCAAGUGGCAACUACAAAGUUACUGAUAUAGUGCUUGAGACGGAAUUCGACGGCGAGAAGAACUCAUACAGUAUGUUGCAAGUGUGGCCGGUGCGGCAACCCCGGCCCUGCACGGAGAAGCUGCCCGCCAACCAUCCCCUGCUCACCGGCCAGAGGGUGUUGGACUCACUCUUCCCUUGCGUCCAGGGUGGCACCACGGCCAUCCCCGGGGCCUUCGGUUGCGGCAAGACUGUCAUCUCACAGGCGCUGUCCAAGUACUCCAACUCUGACGUCAUCGUCUACGUCGGCUGCGGGGAGCGUGGUAACGAGAUGUCUGAGGUACUGCGGGACUUCCCCGAGCUGACGGUGGAGAUCGAGGGAGUGACGGAAUCCAUCAUGAAGCGUACCGCGCUCGUCGCCAACACCUCCAACAUGCCCGUGGCCGCCCGAGAGGCUUCCAUUUACACUGGAAUCACCCUGUCGGAAUACUUCCGUGACAUGGGCUACAACGUGUCCAUGAUGGCCGAUUCGACCUCGCGUUGGGCCGAGGCGUUGCGUGAGAUCUCGGGUCGCCUGGCGGAGAUGCCGGCCGACUCGGGCUACCCCGCCUACCUGGGCGCUAGACUCGCCUCCUUCUACGAGCGGGCUGGUCGUGUCAAGUGCCUUGGCAACCCCGACAGAGAAGGUUCCGUAUCCAUCGUGGGUGCCGUGUCGCCCCCCGGUGGUGACUUCUCGGACCCCGUGACCGCGGCCACGCUGGGUAUCGUGCAAGUGUUCUGGGGUCUCGACAAGAAGCUGGCCCAGAGAAAACAUUUCCCCUCCAUCAACUGGCUCAUCUCCUACAGUAAAUACAUGCGUGCUCUGGAUGACUUCUAUGAGAAGAACUAUGCUGAAUUCGUACCUCUUAGAACUAAGGUUAAGGAGAUCCUUCAAGAAGAAGAAGAUUUGUCAGAAAUCGUGCAGCUGGUCGGCAAAGCGUCGCUGGCCGAGACUGACAAGAUCACACUCGAGGUCGCCAAACUUCUGAAAGACGACUUCUUACAGCAGAACAGCUACUCAGCGUACGAUCGCUUCUGUCCGUUCUACAAGACAGUGGGCAUGCUUAAGAACAUCAUCUCAUUCUACGACAUGUCGCGUCACGCCGUCGAGUCCACCGCGCAGUCCGACAACAAGGUCACGUGGAACGUGAUCCGCGACGCCAUGAACAACGUGCUCUACCAACUCUCCUCCAUGAAGUUCAAGGACCCAGUGAAAGAUGGAGAGGCCAAGAUCAAAGCGGACUUCGACCAGCUCCUUGAGGACAUGUCCGCAGCCUUCCGCAACCUAGAGGAUUAGAUCCCCCUCCUUACGUAGCAGCCAUGUCUAUAUUAAAUAGGAUUACGUCGCGCAAACUAUCGAUAUGUCGAGAAUCGAUAUUUUGUACAUUUAUUAUUCUAGAAAACACUGUUUGCGACUUUUACUGUUUUCAGUAGUGUCUGUUUGAUGGUGUUUUGUUUUGUUUUUAUCGUUUUAAGCCUCUGCUGAUAGGUGCGGAAUUUCGUUCGGAAUUGCCGGUAGUUAAUAGUAUUACUGCGCGGAAUUUUCCUAUGGAUUUUCGCGCGAUAAUUUCGAUGAAUACCGAAUGCCUUAUAUCUACACAACUAACGGUCAUUAUAAGCAACUUCGGUCGGAAAUUUCCUUAAAAAUAAGGCCAUUUAUUUAAAUAAAAAACGAUUGUAAUUUCGCACUUUCGCACAGGAGGAUCCAAAAUAAAUUAUGAAAUUUAAAAAAAUGACAUAACGAAUGUCAAAGUUUAUUCGGACGCCUGUAUUUUACAAUAAUCUUAAGAGUUUUAGUGUAGUGACGAUAUUAAAAUGUAAUUCCAUACUGUUGAAAGUUUUCCGGGACUUUGUACAAGUCCCGAUUUUUGUCCCGCUUUAUGUAAAUAGAAAUGUCGCGGAGGCUCGACGUCCCGCGCACUGCUCGUUAGUUGUUAUUUAUAUUGAAUUAUUAAUUAUUAUUAUUCCUAUAUUGAAAGUAUAUUAUAAUAAUUAUUAUUUAUAUAUUUACUAACAAAUCUAUUCUGUUGCCCAUAAUAAUUGUGUGCGUGAUUUUCAAAUAAUCCUGGUGCAUUCCAAGUUAUUUUUAGAUGUUACAAAAAUAUUUUUUUUUUAAAUCUUGGCAAUGGCAUUUCCGGUAAACUAUGUAUGAGAUCAAAAUAAGAAUAGGAAUGAAUUUCCGACAUAAUAUUGUGGUGUGAAAAAAGCCGGCCAAGUGCGAGUUGGGCUCGCAAACGAAGAGUUCCGUACCAUCGUACAAGACAACACUAUUUAAAAAAAAAAUUUGUAUGGUGGCAAAUUUUUAUUAUUUGUUGUUAUAGCGGCAAUGCAAAACAAUUUUCCUUGUCAAACAGUAAUUUUCGAGUGAAAGUUGACAGAUCCUAUUCUUAUUUAGAUGACAUUGUAAUUACAUUGUUUUCGUGUUUUCAAUGUGCAGUAUUAUUUUGUUUGAACUACGCUGAUGGCUUGGCAACUAGCAAAUAGUUGUCGACUGUACAAAAUAUAUUAUUCUAAAUACAAUAGAGUUAUAUUCUUGCUGUUUGAACUUGAACUUGAUUGAUAGGACGAAGUUAUAAAUAAAAUAUUAAUUUUAAA
Maniola jurtina (meadow brown) is the source of this 3330-nucleotide messenger RNA. Its product is annotated as V-type proton ATPase catalytic subunit A. Lineage: Eukaryota; Metazoa; Arthropoda; Insecta; Lepidoptera; Nymphalidae. The record is from RefSeq and is a predicted model, not a curated record. Gene Ontology annotation, molecular function: ATP binding; ATP hydrolysis activity; proton-transporting ATPase activity, rotational mechanism. Gene Ontology annotation, cellular component: lysosomal membrane; proton-transporting V-type ATPase, V1 domain. Gene Ontology annotation, biological process: ATP metabolic process; proton transmembrane transport. The transcript is spliced from 14 exons. Bases 179 to 2032 code for a protein of 617 amino acids.